Molecule: messenger RNA, 1944 nt
Organism: Sphenostylis stenocarpa
Lineage: Eukaryota; Viridiplantae; Streptophyta; Magnoliopsida; Fabales; Fabaceae
Source: the annotation of a GenBank genome assembly
AUGUUGGCUGGGUGUUCUAGUUCGACAUUGUUGUCACCGAGCCACAGAUUGAGGAGCGAAGCACCAGCACAGUUUCAAGCCUGCCAUUUCCAGCGACCCUCCAUGAGCACGCAGAGAUUGGAUUUGCCAUGUUCCACUUUCACUCGCAAAGACAGCUCUUCACGUUCGCAGCCCCUCAGGCCAGUGGGGCUUUCAGUGGAGAAACCAAUAGAAGCCAAGAGCAGCACAUGUUCUCUCAAGCACAACAUUCGUCUACCACCUUUGGCCAUCACAGCAGCAGCACCACCACCAUUGGUGGAAGAGUCCAUCAAGGACAAGAGUUUGAAAAGGCUCGCGGAGCACGAUGACUACUUCACCAACGUAGCCAAGAGGAAAAAGGGUAGCACUGAGAGCGACAGUUCUGGUGAUAACUUUUGGUUUCAGCCUGGUGUUGAGGGUCACACUUUAGGAGGGCUUAACACUUCACUUGCUUUCUCCUCAGAGGAAGAGAGGGUUUGUUUUGUUCCUUCCGGACUGGUGUCUCAUUCGGCACCUUUUCCCUUAAACCCUUGGCUGGAAUCAUGUGUAACAAAGAUCACCAACUUCGGUGAGGGUAGCCACCGUCCUCACCAGCAUCACAGCGACCAUCCAACAGAAGGUUCAAUCUCCAACGCUUCUUCAGAGAGCCAAAGCCAGCGGCUAAACGAGAACGCGUCAGAACAUGAAGUGGGCAACGGUUCAGGGAAUCCUUACCAUCACCACGAGGUGGAGACAGGGGAAGAAGACGAUCAUCACGGGUUAGAACUCGUUAGCUUGCUCACUGGCUGCGUCGAUGCCAUUGGAUCAAGAAACGUCGCUGCUAUAAACCAGUUCAUCGCAAAACUGGGUGAUCUUGCAUCUCCAAAAGGAACCCCCAUAAGCCGCAUAUGUGCUUAUUUCACAGAAGCCUUGGCCAUCAGAGUCACAAGGCUUUGGCCUCAUGUUUUUCACAUCACCGCCAAUUCCCGAGACAUGGUGGAUGAUGAUGAAACCGGAACUACAUUGAGGCUUCUCAACCAGGUGACCCCAAUCCCCAAGUUCAUCCAUUUCACAUCGAACGAGAUGCUGUUGAGGGCGUUUGAAGGAAAAGACAGGGUUCACAUAAUAGACUUUGACAUCAAGCAAGGUCUUCAAUGGCCAAGCUUGUUCCAGAGCCUAGCAUCGAGAGCAAAUCCUCCGAGUCACGUGAGAAUAACGGGGAUAGGAGAGUCAAAGCAAGAGCUAAACGAAACCGGAGACAGACUCGCGGGUUUCGCCGAAGCACUUAACCUCCCCUUCGAGUUCCACCCCGUCGUGGACAGACUGGAAGACGUGAGGCUGUGGAUGCUCCACGUGAAGGAGCACGAAACGGUGGCUGUGAACUGCGUUUUGCAGCUGCACAAGACGCUUUACGACGGAAGCGGAGGAGCUUUGAGGGACUUCUUGGGGCUUAUCCGCAGCACCAAUCCCAGCGUGGUUGUGGUGGCUGAACAAGAAGCAGAACACAACGAGGCAAGGUUAGAAGCAAGGGUGUGCAACUCGUUGAAGUAUUACUCAGCAUUGUUUGAUUGUAUCGAUGAGAGUGGGGUUGCACAAGAGAGUGCAGUGAGGCUGAAGAUAGAGGAGAUGUACGGUAGGGAGAUAAGGAACAUAGUGGCAUGUGAGGGGAGGGAGAGGUUGGAGAGGCACGAGGGUUUUGGAAAGUGGAGGAGGAUGCUGGUGGAGCAAGGAGGGUUGAGAUGUUUGGGAGUUUCUGAAAGGGAAAUGAGUCAGAGUCAGUUGCUGUUGAAGAUGUACUGUUGUGAGAGUUACAAUGUGAAGAAGCAGGAGAAGGAAGGAGCAACAGCGGUUACUCUCAGUUGGCUUGACCAACCAUUGUAUACUGUCUCAGCUUGGGUGCCUGUUGAUGUUGCUGGUACCUCCUCCUCUUUUUCUCACCCAACUUGA